Molecule: messenger RNA, 1374 nt
Organism: Trichoplax adhaerens
Lineage: Eukaryota; Metazoa; Placozoa; Uniplacotomia; Trichoplacea; Trichoplacidae
Exons: 1
Coding region: 1-1374 (457 amino acids)
Biological process (GO): proteolysis
Molecular function (GO): serine-type carboxypeptidase activity
Source: RefSeq, a predicted model, not a curated record
AUGCUGUUAAGACAUCAAAACCCCGCUAAGGUUAUUUAUAAGGCAGUCCAGUUUCUCCUUGCGGUAAUUACUGUUGCAGCAAGCAUACGUGCUGGGACUCCAAAUAUCGUGAAGGAAGGUGCGGACACAUUGGUCAACAAAAAUACUCAUAUUCCUACAGAUUUACUUGGCAAGAAAUGGUCUUAUGUAACUGUUAGACCAGGUGUGCAUAUGUUUUGGUGGUACUAUCCAUGCAGAAACAGUUUCAAGACCAAAAGCCAACAAAUACCAUUAGUGAUAUGGUUACAAGGUGGGCCAGGAGAAGCUGCUAGUGGUAUGGGAAAUUUUUUAGAAAUUGGUCCGUAUGAUAUGCAUUGGCGUACUCGAAAUACAACUUGGGCCAAUAAAGUUCAUUUAUUAUUUAUUGAUAGUCCUGUAGGGACAGGCUUUAGCUACGCUGAUGAUUUAUCGUUAUAUGCACGAGAUGAGCACCAAAUUGCUACCGAUUUAUUCUCAGUAUUAAGAGAUUUCUAUAGCGCAGUACCAGAUAUGCAUCAAUUGCCCUUGUACAUCUUUGGCCAGUCCUACGGUGGUAAAAUGGCAGUUUCAUUUGCAUCUUUACUAACGCAAGCCAUUGCUGAUACUAGAAUCCAAUGUAAUCUUACUGGAAUCGGCCUAUUCGAUCCAUUAAUAUCGCCUAUAGAUACUGUGACAUCCUAUAUUGAUUAUUACAAAGCUUUCUCUUUAAUGGAUGACAAUGAAGCUAAAUUGGCUCAUGAAUACGUUUAUAAAAUUACCCAAUUAAUUAAUAAACAACAAUUUGAUCAAGCAUCCACAACUUUAAUACGAUUGCUUACGUAUAUCGUAGAUGCUACUGGUCUAGUUGAUGUCUAUAAUGUACUUCGACAUGUUGAUCAUAAUCCAUUUACACCAUCUCAUCGUAUCAACAAUAGUAGUGAAGAAGUAUUAUUAUCACAAUUGAUGAAUGGCCCAAUAAGGAACGCAUUAGGCAACAUACCUCAAAAUUUAACCUGGUAUCCUGGCAAUGGUCAAGUCUAUCAAAUAUUAGGAAACGACAUCAUGCAAUCAGUUACCGAUAAAAUAGAUGGCCUACUAAGUGAUAAUAUAACAGUUGCUGUCUUUACUGGCCAAUUUGAUGGUUUAACUAAUACCAUCGGCACACAAGCAUGGAUAGAUAAACUAAAGUGGUCAGAUUUGUAUCAAUAUCAGCAAAUUGAUAAAGUACCAAUAUAUGAUCAGGAUAAUAUCAUAGCAUUUACUAAGAGCUAUAAGCAAUUUUCCUAUCAUUGGAUACUAAAUGCUGGCCAUUAUGCAAUUAGAGACGCUCCUGAUACUACAUUUACACUUUUCCAAAAAGUUAUUGGUGUUCUUUAA